Molecule: messenger RNA, 4763 nt
Organism: Astyanax mexicanus (Mexican tetra)
Lineage: Eukaryota; Metazoa; Chordata; Actinopteri; Characiformes; Acestrorhamphidae
Gene: foxo3a
Product: forkhead box O3A
Exons: 2
Coding region: 1038-2978 (646 amino acids)
Biological process (GO): regulation of transcription by RNA polymerase II
Cellular component (GO): nucleus; mitochondrial matrix
Molecular function (GO): DNA-binding transcription factor activity, RNA polymerase II-specific; RNA polymerase II cis-regulatory region sequence-specific DNA binding
Source: RefSeq, a predicted model, not a curated record
GUUGCUGCGGAAGACUCGGCAGCAGCGCAUUAACCAGGCAUUUUUAGUUGCAUCGGAUCGCCCAGGAUGAGGGCAGCGGAGGCUUGCUGGACUCGGACCCGCGCUUAUGGAGGCGCGCUUGGGGGGAGGGCGAGCGGUGGAGACGCCGCUUAGCAGUGCUGGCGGCGGGCGGACGGCGGAGCGAGGGGUGGUGAAGAGGCGGAGGAGGAUGAUGAUGGCUUGAUGAUUCGCCGCUUGGAAGACUCCUGCAGCCACCAUGAAUUCGCCCCCGCUCUGUGGGCGCUGGGAAGCUGCUCGCUAUUCAUUCCGCCUGCGCGAGUAGUAGCUAGUUAUGCUAGCGAGCUGGGAGAAGACUGGGGAAAUAUUAGUUAGUUAGGUUAGUUAGUUAACGCUAGCUAUCAAAGAUGGCAGCUACGUUUGGAGAUAAUGUUACCAGCGCGCUUCUGGCUUUGCUGGGAGAGUCCGAGUCCGGGGCGCAUAUGUGCCGCCGUUGCUCUUGCAGUGCAGCAGCAAAAGCAGCCAGACAGAGGAGCUAGCUAGCUAAUGAUAGUUAGGUAGGUUAGCUGAACGUUGAGCAACAGCAGCACCGCCAGAUCAGCCUGGUCAGUUCUCUGUCUCUCGGAGCGGUUUCUAUUCGCAUUCAGCUGCUUUAAAUACAUGGAGCUAGCUAGUUCCAGAAUGAGAGAAGGCAGACAUAACUGGCGCUUGGCUGCACACGUGGAGAGGGAGGGAGCGAAUGAAUGAGCGUAAGAGGGGAAGGAGGGAGUAGAAGAGUAAAACAUCCAGCUAACUAACGUUAACUAGAUCAUUCUUUAGAAAACAAAACAAAAACAGUGAGCACCAAGUCUCCGAGGAGCACGUUUGAUUUUUAUUAUAAUAUAUUUUUUAUUUAAACUCUUUAACUAGGGCUUUUUCAAACCAGCUCAGAAAAAAAACAGUUUCCAGAGGAAUCUCUCUCCAUGAAUGGACAGCGAGGCGACCCUGCUGUGGCUGCAGAUUGACGCACACAAAAAGCGCUCAGAAAGGCUGGAGGAAACAUGGCAGAGGCGUGCUGCGGCUUGGUGGUAAAGCCUGAAGCCGAGGACGUGGAUAUAGACCCGGACUUCGAGCCUCAGAAGAGGCCGCGCUCCUGCACCUGGCCGCUGCCUCGACCCGAUUCCAGCUCGGGCAAAGCAGAGCCCAGCGAGGCGGACAUCAUCCCGGAGGAAGAGGACGAUGAAGGGGCUCCGGACAGCAGCUGUGUGGUGGGCAGCGAUAGCUUGCACGCAGGGGACAUUCCAGGCUACCCACAGGGUACAGAGCUAAAAGGCAGCAGUGCUGCUGUUGCUAUUCCUGCACUAUUAAAGGGUAAUAAUGACAGUGCUGCUGCUGCUUCCACUGAAAACAAAGCCUCUCACGGCUCUCCUGUUAGUGUCCAGCCUCUGGCCCCUGCAGGCAGCGACUCCAGCCUCAGCAGUCUUGGGCCCCAGCAGCCCAGAAAAUCGUCUGCCCGCAGAAAUGCGUGGGGCAACUACUCUUAUGCAGAUCUCAUAACUCAAGCCAUAGAGAGCUCGCCCGAGAAGAGACUGACUCUGGCCCAGAUUUAUGACUGGAUGGUCAGAUCUGUGCCAUACUUCAAGGACAAAGGUGACAGCAACAGCUCUGCGGGGUGGAAGAAUUCCAUCCGACAUAACUUGUCACUCCACAGUCGGUUUGUAAGGGUCCAAAAUGAAGGGACAGGAAAGAGCUCAUGGUGGAUGGUCAACCCAGAUGGUGGAAAAGGGGGCAAAGUUCCGCGCCGGCGUGCUGUUUCCAUGGACAAUAGCAACAAGCUUAUCAAGAGUGCUCGUGGCCGUGCCGCAAAGAAAAAAGCUGCUCUCCAGGCUGCUCAGGAUGGGAGCUCUGAGAGUUCCUCCAGCCUCUCCAAAUGGACUGGCAGUCCCACUUCACGCAGCAGCGAUGAGCUUGACACCUGGACAGACUUCCGCUCCCGCACUAACUCCAAUGCCAGCACCAUCAGUGGCCGACUGUCUCCUAUUUUAGCCAACCUAGAGGUGGACGAGUGUCCUGAUGAUGACUCGCCCCUCUCCCCCAUGCUAUACUCCAGUCCCAGCAGCAUGUCUCCUUCCACUGGCCUAACGGAGCUUCCCCGGCUAGCAGGUACCAUGAAUCUUAAUGAUGGCCUCUCAGACAACCUAAUGGAUGACUUGCUGGACAACAUUAGUCUGACAGCUUCGCAGUCUCCAGGCCAAGAUGAUGGUGCCAGCUUACAAGGAAGCCCUGUGUUUACCUUCAACUGCUCUGGCAGCAGUCUUGGGGUUCCCUCCGGCAGCUACGGUCCCAACUCCAUGUUCAGCACAUCAUCCGUUACAGGCCUUCGCCAGUCGCCCAUGCAAACAAUCCAGGAGAACAAGCAAGCUAUGUUUCACUUCAGUAAGCAGAGUCUCCAAGAUCUGCUCAGCACUGAGCCACACAGCCCCAGCGAUGUCCUGCUAACCCAGUCUGACCCGUUGAUGUCACAAGCCAGUGCCUCCAUCUCCUCUCAGAGCUCCCGCCGCAGUGCCCUACAAGCUGGGCCUGGAGGGCAAGCUGGGCUCAAGAAGUCCUCCCUGUCUGGAUGGAGAGUGAACGGAGUCUUGGGGUCAACAUGUGAGUCAGACUACCAAAGCUUGAUCAAACAACAUCUCCAACAGUCUCCGUCCAGGAGCACAUCUAUGCAGCUCAGCUCUUCUGAUUCCUUGUUGUCAGGUCUCAAUGGCAUUGUGCCCUGCGUUCAGUCAACAUCUCAGGACAGAUUCUCCACUGACCUAGAUCUCGAAGUCUUUAGUGGGAGCCUGGAUUGCGACAUGGACACCAUCAUUCGCAAUGACCUGAUGGAUGCAGACGGCUUGGAGUUCAGCUUCGAUUCUCAUCUCAUUUCCAGUCAAAAUGCGAACCUGAAUUCAGGGAGUCUCUCGAGUACCAAACAAACCUCUUCCCAAAGCUGGGUACCAGGGUGACCAGCUAAGCACCUGGAAUGUAGUUAAGGGCAGAACAAAGCUUUAAACAGUCUCCUGUCCUUUCAAACUCUGUCCUUUGCAUAGGACCUGUAAAGUAUGCUGUAUAAUUGCUAUUUAAAAAGCUACUGGAAUGAGUUCAGUUCAAUAUACUUAUCUACACCGUUGAUAUUGUGAUGGAUUUGUGGCCAUAUGUUGUGAAUUGUCAUGAUCUCGAUGUGAAUAUGAUGCACAAACUAAUGGAGUGUGUACAGUUUAGACAUAUAGACGUGUUUGCAGUUUGACUUGUCCAUCACAGGACAAUGUCUAAAGGGACUUAAGAAAGGAAAGACUGUACUGCAGCUGAACAGUUCUCUAAAGGUUCCUGUUUAAUAAAUACAUUAAAACCCUGUUUUGUUCCUUAGCCGACUCUAUACAUAACUAGGCCUAGAGAAGUUUACUGUUAGUUUUAAAAUAUUAUUUGUAGCUGUAGUUUAGGAGUUAUUUGACUUUCUGAUCAUCACCUUGAUAGAAACACUUGUUAUCUGCCAAACUGGUCAUUAUUUCUUAGAUUGAUGGCCUGUUUACAACAUAAGCUCCAGAGAAUGUUGUUGUCUUCAACAUUAAUUAUUUUGUUCAGCCUUUGUUCUCAUUUGUAAACCAGAAAAAGGGAAGACAAUGUGUGUGUGUGAUGUAUCCCUGACUCAAUCCACAAAACAGUGAAAUGAGCUAUUUAAUGUGAUGAAUAAUCUUUUUUUCCUUAUUCUGGUGCACUGCAUUAAUGUUCUUUUAAACAGUCACAAAGGUGCAUUUUUAUUCAACUCAGUACUUGAUCCUGUGCAUUUUUCCAUCACCUCUAGCCUGACCUCAUCUAAAAGACUGAUCAUUUAAAAGUAGUUUUUGUGAUGUAUGUUGAAAUGCUUAGCAUAUUUAUUCCAGAGGUUAGAAGUAUACAAAUACAGGUAAGAUUUUAAAAACACUAAUGGAAUGCCACUACAACAAUUUUGUACAGCUGAGAAACCACCAUUUAUAAGCUUCUAAGGCUGCAAAGGCACACUUCAGCUUUUUAUUUGUACAUAUCAGCACACUGGUUGGUGCAUUUAAAAAGAGCAUCAUUUCUGCUCUGAUGGCAAUAUGCAGCAAGUAUCUUCAGUUCACACACCUGUUUUAGUAUUACAGACAAGUUAGGGUGUGUACAUGCACUGUAUUUUACACAGGUUGUUGAACUUACAAAACAAACAUAUUAGUUCACCAACACUGAGGCUACUGUUUCUGUUUAGUUGCAGUAGUUCCAUUCAGGGACCCCAGUCACUUGUUAACAUCACAAGUUCGCAGUUGUUUCGUUAUCAUGUUUGAAUGUAUAUUUGUUCCAUUCUGUUUCAGACCCAAACCCCCAGUAUGGUCACAUGCACUGAAACACAAUUUUUUCAUGAGCUGUGUUGAGUUAGGGUGGCAUUUACAUUGUUUACAUUGUUCCACUGUGCUAUUAAAACCAUACAAAGUAUUGUAAGUUGCUCACCAGAACUUUGCAUAUUUAUUUUAAACGUUUUUAUUUAUAGCCCUUUGGAAAAUGUCCCAUCUUUAUUUUGUGUUUUAAUACAUCAGUAGGAAAUUCAGACAAAUGCAGGGUAGAAAACUGAACAAUUACCUGUACCAUACACCUGAUAUGCCAUGACUUGCUGUAUUGAACCUAUUUAUCUAAUAGUUACACUUGAGUGUUUGCUAAAAUAUCCCUGUGCAUUACAAUUUUGAAUAAGUUAGGUAGUACAAGAUAUGGUGCAUGUAAAUAAAGCUUUGUACAGCACUAUA